AUGCAGGACAUCCAUCCAGUUGACCUUUACAGAAUCCACUCUGACGACAGGGCCAUCUACACCAACGUAAACGAUGUCAUCAAACACAUCGAAUCAAAACUCCAGGAAUACGUGAUAGAGGGAGGCACCCAGUACAUUGCCAUCACGAACGUCACCAACAAGUCUUUUCAAGAGUUCAACAAAAAGCGCGAGCAAAUCCGUCCUCAUUCCCCAAGAGUCCGCUUCUUCAGAGAGCAAGAAACCAUGAUAAUCAAGUUCAGAGACAAUAUACAUGCUACUGUUGAGGGCAUGCUGCACAAUGCCUUUCUGACUAAGCUUACAGAGCUUGGGAUCGAAGAAAAGGUGCUCAUGUCAGUAGGCGCGGCGAUGCAGUCUUUGCCGGAGCUGAAGAUACAGCCGGACUUGUCGUAUCUCCCAUAUCAAACGAGGACGCUCAAUGAGUAUCCUUCUUUUGUGGUUGGGGUAGGAGAUAUGGAUUGCUUGCAUAGGCUACAGUUGGAUACGCGUCUAUGGCUGGAAAAUUCGCAUGGGACCAAGGUUGCGCUCUUGAUGGCCAUCUGCACAGAAAGCAAGGAGCUUUUGUUCGAAGUGUGGCAAUCAAAGGACAACACGGUAGAGUGUGUGCAGCAUAUCCGGGUUAACAACACAGCCAAUGAAGCCACGGAUGCUCCUUUGUCUCUCUCACUGGGACUGCUUUUUGAUGAAUUGCCUGUCAUUCCAGGUUUGACGCUUGAGUCGAGCAUCUCGCUUUCCGCGCAAGAUCUUGGUAAGUUUGAGAAGGAUAUCUUCAGUUAUAUGGUAGUGAAUCGACAGAAGUAG
Messenger RNA from Aspergillus chevalieri, 819 nucleotides. RefSeq lists its product as uncharacterized. The transcript has a single exon. The record is from RefSeq and is a predicted model, not a curated record. Bases 1 to 819 code for a protein of 272 amino acids. Lineage: Eukaryota; Fungi; Ascomycota; Eurotiomycetes; Eurotiales; Aspergillaceae.